Limulus polyphemus (Atlantic horseshoe crab) is the source of this 2588-nucleotide messenger RNA. Its product is annotated as FYN-binding protein-like. The record is from RefSeq and is a predicted model, not a curated record. The coding region runs from base 660 to 2429 and encodes 589 amino acids. Lineage: Eukaryota; Metazoa; Arthropoda; Merostomata; Xiphosura; Limulidae. The transcript has 13 exons. Gene Ontology annotation, cellular component: plasma membrane. Gene Ontology annotation, biological process: T cell receptor signaling pathway; protein localization to plasma membrane; integrin-mediated signaling pathway. Gene Ontology annotation, molecular function: protein binding.
CCACCCGCCGGAUAUUGGUUGCACGCCAGUUCGUGGUGACGAUCAGCUGGCUGAAACUGUUUGAAUUCAAGUGAACGUGAAAUAUUUUGAAGAGCAUUUCUGUUUUGCCAAAAAAAAAAGUACAAUAGUCGCUGUUGAGUUUCUUUAUGUAUACAGAGGAAUAGUAAUGCGUGAUCUUGUUUUCAAACUUGUUGUGUUUCAGUCAUGCGCAUAGAAACGAGUCCUUGAAAGACAUUUGAGAAAACAAUACCAGAAUGAAUGGUGUUGUAGCUUAUGGUGGUCGCCCUCUUUUAACUUUAUUUUAGAAAUAGCUUCGGUAGCAAACUUUCACACUUUGGAGCAGUUUGCAGCUUUUGCUUAAGAAAGAAAAACAAAAAACUUUUUGGUAAUGAAAACCAAUUCAACUGGAUUUAAUUCAUAAGCUGGACAAAUGGACCCAGGGUGCUCACCACACCCAUGCGGAGGAAGAAAUUACACCCAUGAUGCGGGAGGAAGAGGUCAAGAUUGCACCUGACCUUCCCAGAUCCGAACAAGGACAUAAAACCCAAUGAAACAGAAUCAGCGAUCCAGGACUUAUUUACUAUUGGAAACAGCUGACUGAUUAUAAGCUUGUAUUUUGUCAUGGCUUGUUUAACCAAGAAGAGCAUAUUUGUGCAGAAAUGGUAGAUUCAUCACCUCAGGCCAAAGUACAAGAAUUGAAAGCAUUGUUCUCCAGGACGAACAGUCCUGUGAUGGGGCUUUUGUCAGCUCAGAAAUCUGUUCAGAAUUUAGAGAGCAAAGCCAGUUCUGACACGAAAAAAUUUAGUCCAUCAAAUUACGUAUAUACGUCAAGUCAACCACAAAAAUUAAUAGAAAACGCAGUUUCAACUGGUCCCAUAAAUUCUGAAAACUCGUUUCUGAGUACGAAGACAUACGUAACAACAACCCCAAAUGGUUCAACCUCAUCAAUGUCUAGUGACUCAGGUUUGGAACUUAGUCCAGGAGCUUCAAACAAGCAAAAGAUGUGUGCAGGGACUAAAGCUUCACGUUUUGUUAAGCAUGUAAAGUCAUUGUCAUCUUCAUCAGUUGGAACCAGAGAUAAUAAGAUUGCUAACACCACUUGUACAGUUAAAAGUACUGAUUCAGUAACCACACAGUCAACAGAGAGUAUUACUUUGGAACUCACUGAAGAAAUGGAUAAACAAAAAAAAGCAAAUGAUUUUGCUAAAGUUGUUAAUCAAGAACUUGAUCUCAAAUUUCAAGUUAACCCUACAUUACCCCUCGUCUCUUUUACAGUGAAACCAUUUAAAAAACAGAAUGGAAGUACUAUGGAAAAGAAUAAAACAAGCAAUGUUUACGAUAUACAUUGUGAUCCAUGUACUUUAACUAAUUCAGAAAAAUAUGUAUGCAAAUCACAUUUCCAUUACCAAAAAAAGGAACUUCCUUCUUUAGAAAAACUUGGCAAUCCACCAUUGAAAUUACCGAAACCUCCCAAUGUUCAACUUCCUGUAAUGUAUAGACAGACAAUCAAAAACAGAGAAAGUCCACCCCCUCUUCCAUCAAGGUCUCUUCCGUUACCAGCUCAAAAGUCUGUACAAGAAGUUCUUCAGAAACGCAAAAGACUUCCACCUUGCAUUCCAACAUUAGAAUUAUCACAUUCUUCUAGUUCACAUCCAGAACCAGUUCCUGCAGUCACAAGGAAAAAGCUGCCAUCCUUACCUGACAAUGAAACUGACAUAGAAGAACUGUAUGAUGAUACUACUGUCAAUGACAGAAAGUCAGAAUUGACUAUUCCAGAAUAUACAGAAGAACAGGAAUCUAAUGAUACUGACAUGCAUCCCCCACCAAUUCCCAGCCAACCACCCCCUGCUAGGCCAAGAUAUGCACCUCUGCCUCCUGUUCCAAGUGAUACUGGUUUUAAAAAGAUUCCUUCAUUAAAGGAACUUUACAAGGAUUCACUAGAACAGCCUGAUGAAGAUGUAUAUGAAGAAAUGCCAGUUUACACACUAAUAAAUGAGGAAUGGAAUGGACCUAUAUAUGGCAAUCGAAGAGAAGAGAUGAAAUAUAAGAGAGAAGAGGAUAAGCAAAGGAAAAGGGAUCAGAAAAAGAAAGAAAAGGAAGAUCGAGAAUUGGAGAAACUCAGAAAGAAAUUUUCUAUAACGGGCAAUGAAGUACCAAUAGAUUUUGGGAUUGUCAGUUGUGAUAGCAAAGGAGGACGGUUAGAUUUAUCAGUUAAAAAAGGCGAACCUGUGAAAAUACUCCGUAUGGAAAACAAUCCUUCAGGAAAAUGGCUUGUUAGUAAUGAACGAGGAAAGAUUGGAUAUGUGGAACUGACAAGCAUUCAGAUUGAAAACAGUUCAAAGAAAUCUGUGGUGAUGGCAAUGCAGAAUACAGAUGAAGAACUAUACCAUGAUGUUGAGAUAGAAGCAAUAUACGAAGAAACCUACUGAAUGGCUUCAAAUAAACACUGUUUUGCCAAAUAUCAGACUGAUGUCAACCGAAUUUGUAGAACCUGAAAUACCAUCAAAAUUAUUUGUAUUUUUGUUGUUUUAUCAAAUGAAACUAUUAAAACCUGUUAUUAUCCUUGAUCAUAUCUUACACUUAAAAAA